Messenger RNA from Monopterus albus (swamp eel), 1167 nucleotides. RefSeq names its product Rieske (Fe-S) domain containing (gene rfesd). The record is from RefSeq and is a predicted model, not a curated record. Lineage: Eukaryota; Metazoa; Chordata; Actinopteri; Synbranchiformes; Synbranchidae. The transcript is spliced from 4 exons. Gene Ontology annotation, molecular function: 2 iron, 2 sulfur cluster binding. Bases 347 to 823 code for a protein of 158 amino acids.
UCAAAGUUCACCAGUGUUUCUUCUGUCUCGAGCCUGAGCCUGACAGGCAAGACUAAAGGAUAUUUAUUUUACAAAAACAUUGCGAAGACUAUACGACUUUUAUUAGUCUUAUCGUAUUCGUGAUCGUAUCGCUAACGUUAUAAACAGGAAAUAACCCCAAUUUUUGUUUUUACUUACGGAUAAGGAAACCACAGAUUAGCUAGCACUAGCUUCACAGGCAUUAGAGUAACUGACGUUGUUCAACCAGCUAAUGGUUUUUAUUUUAUUUGUGGAUGUUUUUAAGGAAUGUUCUCGCUGUUCUGCCCUUCAUGCAUAAACUGUCAAUGUUACAGUAUUUCCCAGUGCCAUGGGGGAGAAGGAGCAGCCUACAGGAGGUCUUCAUUUUGUGGGGAGGAAGGAUGAGCUAAUUGAAGCAAAUCGCUCUCUCCGAACACUAGAGGGUCGAGAUAUACUCAUCAUCUACCACCAGGGAGGCUUUCAUGCUAUGGAUGCUUACUGCUAUCAUGCUGGGGCACUGUUGCAAAAUGGAGACAUUGAGGAAAUUGAUGGCAAGAUGUGCAUAAUUUGUCCAAAGCACAAGUACAAGCUCUCUCUGGCCAAUGGGGAGUGCUUAUAUAAGGCCAUCAACCGUAUGGAAAAGCCACCUCUGCCCAAAUGGUUUUCCAAGGGUGUGAAACAGCGGGUUCACACAGUCACAGAGACCAACGGGGAACUCUAUGUCAAGCUCUCUGAGGAAAAGUGCUUUAUUGAUUCAGACCACUUCCAGGGAGAAAAGGGCAAAGUGGAAAGGGCCAUAGCUGCGGAGGACUCACCGUCAGAAUAACAACAGAUGUCUCUUAUUGUCUCCUCUGAUCUCCUCUAAAUGACUACAUGAUGAUGGUACAGACUGGAUGUCAGACAUUGAAAGACAUGCACUUACUGUUCUACAGGUUAUUCUACAUUGGAAUAGUUUGACAUUUUGGGAGAUAUGUUGGCUGAAAAAUUAAAGUUCAAAAUCUGUAAAUCAGUGGCUUAAAUAUUUUGACUUGUAGAUGUACUUUAAUCAGAAUAGGUCAGUCUCCAGGAUUGCUGACAUCCUACAAUACCCACAAUGCAUUUUAUAAAGGCUUAGAUCAGAUGUCUUAAGUACAGAAAGUAACCCUGAUGAAGUUAUUAUGAUGUCACUGU